Messenger RNA from Mauremys mutica (yellowpond turtle), 3028 nucleotides. RefSeq names its product zinc finger protein 271-like. Lineage: Eukaryota; Metazoa; Chordata; Testudines; Geoemydidae. Gene Ontology annotation, biological process: regulation of transcription by RNA polymerase II. Gene Ontology annotation, molecular function: RNA polymerase II cis-regulatory region sequence-specific DNA binding; DNA-binding transcription factor activity. The transcript has 2 exons. Bases 791 to 2152 code for a protein of 453 amino acids. The record is from RefSeq and is a predicted model, not a curated record.
GGAAAAUGCCACCCACCCCCUGGUCCCCCAUGUCAGACAGCGCAGAUCGGGUUUCCAGUUUCCAAACCUGAUGUGAUCUCCCAGCUGGAACGAGGGAAAGAGCUGUGGGUCGAAGAUUGCCAGGGCUCUGAGGAAAUAGAGCUCCAGAAAGGUGCCCAGACAGGUGAAGCCUCAGCUAACCAACUCAGAAACUGUCCUUGAAUGAAGGAAACAUUUGGGAUUCCCUACAAAGAUCUUGUGAUCUCUUCAAAUUCAGAAUUCUUCCCAGCAAGUGUGGCAUCCUCAUGACAGAUGUCACUCCUGGCUUCCUUUCUCUGCUGACUGACACCUGGCUGUAGCUCCCUCCCCAGUAUUCCUUCCUCCUGAACGGGAUGUGGACCCAGAAAUGACCCUCUCUUCUCUGUCCUCCGGGGAAGGACUUUAGGCAGGGCAGGUUGGGGGAGGGGUUCAAAUCAAAUCCUGUUUUGUUUGUUGUCUCCAGCACUUAUUUUGGUGUGGUCCCACCUUUUCCCGUUCCUCUCUGGGGUUUCCUUUCUCCCCAGCAUAGGGAGUGACCGAUGCCUGGAUUCUCUCUCUAUCCUUCCAGGUGAUCGGACGGUGAAUGAGAACAAGGAGCAGAAUCCACAGCAGGAAUAUGCUAAGCAAGUUGUACCACAUGUGACAUUAGCAGGAAGGUCCAAAGGCAAAUUUUCUUGGAUUUGUGCAGAGACAAAAGUCUGUGAGAGUCAGCAUAGGCCAGAGAAGAGCUUCAGUAUAUUAUCAGACAUUUGACGUUAUUAGACAUGAAAGAAUGAACAUGGGAGAGAGACCCUAUCCAUGCCUUGAGUGUGGAAAAAGUUUUAGUCAGAGCUCAACCCUCAUCACACAUCAGAGAAUCCACACUGGAGAGAGGCCAUACACAUGCCCUGAGUGUGGGAAAAGCUUCAAUCGGAACUCACACCUCAUCACGCAUCGGAGAAUUCACACAGGAGAGCGACCCUACACAUGCGCUGAAUGUGGGAAAAGCUUCAAUCGGAACUCAAACCUUAUCACACAUCAGAGAGUCCACACAGGAGAGACACCCUACACAUGCUCUGAGUGUGGGAAAAGCUUCAGUCAUGGCUCAGCCCUGAUCACCCAUCGGAGAAUCCACACUGGAGAGACGCCCUACACAUGCCCUGAGUGCGGGAAACGCUUCAAUCACAGCUCACAUCUCAUCACACAUCAGAGAAUCCACACAGGAGAGACACCCUACGUGUGCUCUGAGUGUGGGAAAAGCUUCUGUCGGAGAUCUGCUCUUAUCACACAUGAGAGAAUCCACACAGGAGAGACACCCUACUCGUGCACUGAGUGCAGGAAAAGCUUCAGUGAGAGUUCAGACCUUAUUAGGCAUUGGAUAAUCCACACAGGAGAGAAACCCUACACAUGCCCUGAGUGUGGGAAAAGCUUCAACCACAGCUCAAACCUGAUCACACAUCGGAGAAUCCACACCAGAGAGACACCCUACACCUGCCUUGAGUGUGGGAAAAGCUUCACCCAGAGCUCACACCUCAUUACACAUCGGAGAAUCCACACAGGAGAGCGCCCCUACACAUGCUCUGAGUGCGGGAAAAGCUUCAAUCACUGCUCAAACCUCAUCACACAUCGGAGAAUCCAUACAGGAGAAACACCCUAUAUAUGCUCCGAGUGCAGAAAAAGCUUCAAUGAGAGUUCAGACCUUAUUCGGCAUUGGAGAAUCCACACAGGAGAGAAACCCUACACAUGCCCCGAGUGUGGGAAAACCUUUAACCACAGCUCAAACCUGAACAAACAUCGGCGAAUUCACACUGGGGAGACACCCUACACCUGCCUUGAGUGCGGGAAAAGCUUCAGCCAGAGCUCACACCUUAUCACCCAUCGGAGAAUCCACACGGGAGAGCGCCCCUACACAUGCUCUGAGUGCGGGAAAAGCUUCAAUCGGAGCUCAAACCUCAUCACACAUCAGAGAAUCCAUGUAGGGAAGACACUCUGCUCAUGCUCUGAGUGUGGGAAAAGCUUCAGUCGGAGUUCAGCCCUUAUUAGUCAUCAGCGAAUCCAUAGGGGAGUGACAAACUUCACAUGCCCUGAGUGCGGGAAAAGUUUUAAUAAGAGCUCAGUUUUCAUCAAACAUAAGAGAAUCCACACAGGCAAAUAAUGCCAUAAAUCAGGAGUUCUCAACCUUUUCUUUCUGAGGCCCCCUCAACAUACUAUAAAACUCCAGGGCCCAGCAGGGGUGGGUAGCAACGUGGGGCUCUGGGCCUGGGGAUGGGAUACUUGGGCAUAGGGGGAGUUUAACUUUUAUUUGGGGGGGGGCAAGGGCCGGCAGGACUCGGGCCAGCUCCGCACAGCAAGGUCCCGGGAGGGAGCGCCGCCUCCAACCCCAGACUCACUUCAGCAGACCACCCACCUGUCUUGGGCUGUGUGCUGGUUGCUGCUCCCCGAGGGCUCUGCUAGCCCCGGAGCCAGGUCCCUACCUGGGCAGCUGUUACCGGCUGUGGGAGCUGAGGAGCAGCUGCAACCCUGGGCACCAGCAGCAGAUGGGGGAAUGCCAGGGCUACCCACUCCAUGGCACCAGCAGCCAGAAGAGUGGCUGUCCCGCACUGCCUGGCUCUGACUUCCCACCUCUGACCUGGCCAGAGGGUGGGGCCUGAGGGGGUGGAGCUGCCCCCAGGACUGACCCAUUCUUUGUAAGGCACUGCAGUCUGGGGGGGUCAACACCCUUGUGCCCCCUCAACUCUGCUCUUGGGCUCAGGGCCUCAGCCCUGUGCCACUUCUGGAUUCAGUGGGGAGAGCUCAGGGUUUCAGCUCCCUGCUGCUCUGACUUCAGGGGAGGGACGGGAGCUCAGGGGUUCAGCCCCACACUGCUCCCACAUUCGGAGGGGGUAGGGGAAGAGGGGAGCUCAGGGGUUUCAGCCCUGUGCUGCUCCUGGCUUCAGUGGUUGGUGGGAGAGGGAGCUUGGGGUCAUAGGCGCCAACUUUCUCCGGCACCAGUGGGUGCCCGUGCCCCCCCGCCCCUUUCCCCAUCCAUGGC